ACCACUCGUCCCCGGUGAGUAAAAUAGUAUUUUUUUUUAUUAUCAAUUUCAAUGUUUCAAUUAUUUGAUCAUAUUAUUAUUGUUUUCCUCUAUGCCAAAGUGUAAUGUAGCAUGCUUGCUUAGUCGAGGUGCUACUGAGUCUGAAGGAGCAGUAGAAAGCUCUUGUUGGAUGUAUGGUACUUUCAACCUGCAUGUUCAUUUUUGCAAAAAGGAUUGAUCCUGCAAUAAAUCAUACUUUCAUGAAGGUUAUCAUGUUCAGUUUUUGUUAACACUGCUUUAGAGAGUUGUUGAUUCAACUUUAUGGCAGUUUUAGAGGUUGUAGUGUGUAGUGCUGUUGAACUGUAUUCUGUUAUAUAUCCCUAGUCCAUGAACUAUAGUCACCAUAAGAGCUGUGGAGCCUGGGGGGGGGUGUGGUGUGUGGCUACUACAGUUUACUGGUUACUAUUGCUACUGUGACUAAUACAAGUGCUGCUGUUACUGCUGCCACCACCACUACUAAUAGUGCUGUUGUUACUGCUAGGGGAGUAGUAUGAGGAGAUGACCUCUGCUGGGAGGUUCCUACUUUGCCAGUUUCUGUUGUUGUGCCUUUCAUUCUCUUCCUAGAUUGGAGAGGAAAAGAAGUGACGCCUGCAGUCGCUUUGGCUCUCUGGCUGCCAUCUGCCUCGCUGGACACUGAGCUGAGAGUAAAUUCCUUAGUUGUAAUUUGUUUAUUAGUUCCUAAAUAAUAGUGAGUGUUGCCUUCAGGCUGAAAAUGAACAAAGAAUACAUCUGAUAAUCACAACACUGUCUGGAUCCAGCCCAUAGUUUUUAUUUUUUUAUAGAUUCUAAGUACUUCUUUUUUUACAGAGUUUUUGCGUCUGUUAAGAGCAGGUUGUUUUCAGUUGUCUCACAUCUGUUACUGUUGGAAUAGAAGUCUAUUGUUUUCUAAUAGUUUUGUUUUUCCCGCACAGAGGAUGUUGUUAUCUGUGUUUUUCCUGUAGCUCGUAGAGCAGGUUGUAGUUGAGGUUCAGACUAGAUAUAAGAGGAGACAACUGAUGUGAAAAUCCAACGCUGCCUGAAAACAUUCUCUACUUUUUCUACUAACUGAGGAGGACGCUGGUUGGUGGAUUUAUUUUUCCCCCCCUGGAUGUGACACUUUGAGCCAUGCUGCUGCUGCUGUUUCUGCUGCUGCUCUGCCUGCAAACUUCACUGCAAGAACAGACUGCUCCUCCUGGUAGGUGUGAUGUCUCACAGAGGGAAGACGUGUACACCUCCUGCACUUCCUGUGCUGCCGCCUCCACCACCAAGUGCCCUCACGGCUUCAGCAAUGUGGGCACGACCAACUGCAGUUACGUGGUGGAGAUCGGCGGCAGGGAGAUGGCACUGGAUGGAUGUCAGCACAUCUGUGUGAAGGGGUACAUGAUGCCAUUAUGCUGCUCACAGCACUGGGGACCUCUUUGUUUCUCCUGUCCUAGCUGGUCAGGGAAGACCUGUAACUUCCAUGGAACCUGUCUGGAUGGAGGCGUCGGCAACGGGACCUGCGUCUGUGAUGACGGCUUCUCUGGGUUUGCUUGUCAGGAGUGCAAAAAUGAAAACUUCUUCGGAGAAAAGUGUGACAAAGAGUGUGACUGUGUGCAUGGAGUGUGUAAGAAAGGUCCAGAAGGUGAUGGACAGUGUUUGUGUCAGCCGCCAUACACUGGGAAGCGCUGUGACCAAGUGAGUACCAGGUGCAGUAACUGCAGCCCUUACUCGUACUGUAAAGGAGAGGGAGACGCCGCCGACUGUGAAUGUUUGCCCGGAUACAAGAGGGGCACACUGGGAAAAUGCGCAAGUAUUUGCUCAGGGAGGGACUGUGACGUCAACGCCCAGUGCUCCUCACAGGGGUCAAGGAUCAGCUGCGUCUGUAACCCGGACUACCAGGGAGAUGGCAAGAUCUGCGUACCCAAAAACCCUUGCGCCGACAACAACGGAGGGUGUCCCAUCAACUCCACCAUCUGUGUCUUCAACGGACCCAACAAGUCCGUCUGUGAGUGUAUGUUUGGCAUGUCCCCUGUAGGUGGCAACGCUCAGUUUGGUUGUGAGCUGGUCUCUGCCUGCUCAGCGAACACAUGUGACCCCACAGCUAUCUGUCAAACUGAAGUGGAUGGACAACCCAGGUGUGUGUGUGAGGCGGGUCAGAUUGGUGACGGACACCGUUGCUAUGGUAACCUGAUGGAGCGGCUGAUAGAGCUGGACAGGAGUGGAAGCCAGAGAGAAAAUCUGACCGGAGCCGUCGCUCUGUUCGAGAAAGGCUGUUCGCUGCUACUGAGUCACAAUGGACCCUUCACAGCUUUCAUCCCCCUGCUGAAAACACCUCUGACUGGUGUUAAUGAGGAGCUGGUGUGUAAAAACCACCUGAUCCUGGGUCAGCAUCUCUACAAGGAUCUGGAGGGACGAGACUUCAAACUGUACGGAGGAGCCACGUUCAGGAGCAAAGACAACAAGAAAUUCAUCCUGAUGGACAACCCCAGCAGACUGUACACCGUCAUCCAGCAAGACCUGCCAGCAGCCAAUGGGAUCAUGCACAUCAUCGACCAGCCAAUCACAAACACACUUCCUGAAAAGCCUCCUCGUGAUGAACGGUUUGCUGAUAAGACGAUCGGAGAGAUUCUGGCUAAGGAUGAAAAAUACAGUCGCUUCCUGUCUCUGGUUGAUAACUGCGGGUCGCCACCAAACUUGCGGGGUCCGGGACCCCUGACUAUGUUCGUCCCCAUCAACCAGGCUGUGGACAGAUCCAGAGACGGCAGCUUCUUGUACAUGCUGCACGACGCCAAACCUAAACUUCAGGAACUUGUCAGACACCAUAUUUUCUCCCAGGCUGUGCUGACAGUCGACGAAUUGGCUACUCUCCCUCAGAUUCAGACGAUGGCCAAUCAGAUUGUCUCCAUCACUGUGUCCAAAGAUGGUGAGAUCUUACUGGGUGAGAAGGGCGUUCAACUGGCGACCACCAACAUUGUGGCAUCCAAUGGGAUCAUCCAUAUGAUUGACGGGAUUCUGUACCCGCCCUCCAUCCUCCCCAUCCUGCCUCACCGCUGUGAUGUCAUCGAGAGCAAGAUCACCAUGAGUCCGUGUGUUCAUUGCCUUUACCUCUAUCAGUCUAACUGUCCAGAUGGCACCAUUACAAUGCAAAAUCAUCAGACCGACUGUGAUUAUAUGACUUCCCGAGGGACAACCCAUAAAGGCUGCGCCAAAUACUGCAACGCCACCAAAACGGAACCCGAGUGUUGUAAAGGCUUCUAUGGUCCAGACUGUAAACCUUGUAUUGGAGGAUUCCAGCAUCCCUGCUACGACAAAGGAACGUGUUUUGACGGUAUCCAUGGCAACGGCUCGUGCAGCUGUCAUUCAGGCCUCACGGGUGUCGCCUGCCACAUCUGUGCAGAUCGAUCCAAGCAUGGAGAAAACUGUGACGAAGAGUGUCACUGUGUCCACGGUGUGUGUGAUAACCGUCCUGCCAGCGGUGGUGUGUGUCGGAGAGGAUCCUGUUUGGAGGGAUACUCUGGAGAAAAAUGUGACAAGACGGCCACGCCCUGCAACUCUGACGGACUGCAGGAACACUGUCACAUCCAUGCAUACUGUACACAAACAGGACUGCAAACUAAGUGUUUGUGUAGGGAUGGAUAUGAGGGUGACGGUCACUCCUGCUCUCCCAUCAACCCCUGCCUGAAGAACAACCGAGGAGGCUGCCACACCAACGCAGAGUGUGUGUAUGUGGGUCCAGGUAACGCAUCGUGUGUGUGUAUCGAGGGUUGGAAAGGUGACGGCAGAGUUUGUGUGGAGAUCAACAACUGUCAGCUGGAGAGUCGAGGAGGCUGCAGCCCCAAAGGCAACUGUAUCUACAUCGGACCUGGACAGAGUGACUGUAUUUGUAAAACAGGUUACAGUGGGAACGGUAUUGUGUGUGAACUCGUUAACCCCUGCUACAAGAAACAUGGAGGUUGCCAUGAACUGGCAAAGUGUGAGCCCUCUAAGGACGGUGGAGCUCACACCUGUACCUGUCCUGACGGCUACGCUGGAGACGGAACCAUCUGCUACGGAGCAUUACUGGAGGAGCUGGACAUGAUCGUAAAGCUGGCCAGUUUCAACCUACUGACUCAGAAGUACAGUCGCUUCUCUGAGGAACUGAAUGAGAACGUCACAUUGUUGGUUCCGUCCAGAGAAGCUAUGAGGAACAUGACUUCAGAUCAGAGGUCGUUCUGGACCACCCGACACCGCCUGCCUCACUUCCUGCGGGCUCACUUCCUGCAGGGGAUCUACUCUGUAGAAGACCUGGAGGGACUGGUGGGCAGCAGGCUGCCCACACUGAACCCCAACACCUACUGGGAGAUCAGCAACAUCAGCGGGGUGCUCCACAUUGGAAACGCCUCCAUUCUCACCCCGAACCUGCCUGCAAUCAACGGCUACAUUCACAUCAUAGACCAGAUUCUGGCCCCGUCCAGCUCAGACCUCCCCCCAGAGCCCCACAGCCUGAUGGCCUUCCUGAACUCCUCUUCCACCUUCACUCUGUUCAGACAGCACGCUCUGAUGUACAAUCUGUCAGAAGAUCUGCAGGCGUUAGGUUUCACCCUCCUGCUGCCAACAGAUGAUGCCAUCAGGCAGCACCUCAACAGGACCGACUCCUCCCUCCUGGACUCUGAUGUGUUCAAGUACCAUGUGAUUCUCAAUGAACUGCUCUUCCCCGACCACCUGUCUGACGGCACGUUGAAAAGCACACUGCUGGGCAACGACUACCAGGUCCAGUUCCACUUAAACAACAACAACCAGACAGUUGUGAACAACGUUCCUCUUGACGGCACUUUCAUUGAGACGCAGAGGGGCGUCAUCAUAGUCCUCCCACAGGUCCUCAAAAUCCAACGCAACAGAUGCAGCAAACAGGUCUACCUGCAGUUCAACGGAAGGUGUACAGACUGUGAAGGACCACCUCGAUGCCUAUUCAACUACAAACCAAUUAAAGAGAAGUUUCCGGCCAACAUGCGAUCCAACUGUAAAUACAGGAAGCGAAUCGGAUCCAGGAGGAAGUCAAUGCCUGGCUGUGUCGUCAAAUGUCUUGGGUUAACCACGGAUCACUCCUGUUGCCCCGGUUACUAUGGCCACGAGUGCUUCAAAUGCCCCGGAGACGUCGGCAGCUGGUGCUCAAAUCAUGGGCAGUGUCAAGACGGUAACCACGGCAACGGGGAGUGCCGUUGCUUCGAGGGUUUCCACGGCACCGCGUGUGAGGACUGUGAGCCAGGACGAUAUGGAGUCAACUGCUCCUCCAAGUGUGUGUGUGCCCACGGGAAAUGUGAGGACGGUCUGGCAGGAAGUGGCGGGUGUGUCUGUUAUAAAGGUUGGAAAGGCUCUUCCUGCUCUAUAGAGAUCAAAGACGACGCCUGUGGAGGUGUGUGUGACGAGAACGCCAACUGUAUAACGGGACCAAAGGGUUCAGCUGCUGCCUGUCUGUGUGUGGCUGGAUAUGAAGGCAAUGGAACUUACUGCAAUGAGCUGGAUUUCUGCAGCAGGUCUAACGGUGGAUGUUCAGAAUUUGCCCUUUGCAAGAAGGUCUCAGCAGGAGAGAGGACCUGUACCUGUAUAGAGGGGUACACUGGAGACGGGGUCAUCUGCCUGGAGAUAGACGGCUGUCUGGUUAACAAUGGAGGCUGCUCCAAGUCAGCAGAGUGCACCAGAACAGGCCCCAACAUUACGGCCUGCAGGUGUAUGAUGGGCUUUCAAGGAUCUGGGAGAUUCUGUUACGCUGCCAACCCCUGCAGAAAUCUCAAUGGUGGCUGCAGUAGGCAUGCUCGCUGUGAGUAUUUGGGUCAGGGUCAGAGGAACUGCUCCUGCUUAAGAGGCUACGUGGGCGAUGGCUUCGAUUGCCGGGGAAACACCAACAAUGAGAUGUCCCGACAACCAGAGAACGGCUUCUUCCGUCGAAUGUCAUCUCAAUCAGGCAUAGGUCUUUAUGGUGAAGGACCGUACACUGUCUUCGUCCCUCUAGAGGAAACCAACCAAGACUCCUCUUUCGAGGAUUGGAAGCUGUUUGGUCGUAUUUCUGACCUGGUUCGUUAUCACAUCGUUUCCUGUGAGAGUUUGACCUUGAGUGACCUUAAAACCACCCAGCUCGCUGUUUCAACGUCGGGAUACACACUGCACUUCAGCCUGCAGGAGGGUUCAGUCGUGAUCAACAAUAGAUCGCGGAUCGUGAAGAGUGAUUACACCACAACUAACGGAAUCAUUCACCACAUCGACACUCUGUUGACACCCUACAGGCUGCAGGACAAACCAAACCUCCGGUCUAGCACGAUGAACUUAACGUCAGCAGCGGCGUUUUAUGGCUACAGCCGCUUCUACAAACUCAUAGAGGAUGUGGGGUUACUCCCUGUGCUCCAGAUGUCCAUCCAUCAGCCGUUCACCAUGUUCUGGCCCACAGACAAGGCCCUCAGCUCCUUGCCAGCUGAAAGACAGCACUGGCUCUCCAGCCCAGAACACCAAGAGCAAGUGGCUGCCGUGGUGAAGGCUCACAUCAUACGCAACGCCAAGGUGAUGGGUCUCGGUCAGCCGGAUAAAUACUCAACGUUCCGCACCAUGCAGGGAUUCACCAUCAAGUACAGCUGUGACAAGACCCUGGUGGGUGCUGUAUUGAUUGAUGAGAACGCAGCCAGGGUAGUGGAGCGCUACCUACACUUCAAAGAGGGCGUGGCUUAUGGCAUCGACCAGUUACUGGAACCACCUGGCCUGGGAGCGAUCUGCGACAACCUGGAGAAUAAAACCACUAAAGGGCGCUGUGGAAACUGCAUAUCCCCUCCAUCCUGCCCCUUCAGACAUCAAGACAUGGGAACAACGGAGCCUUGUUUGAACUAUAGGCCCAGUAGCUCCAGGUAUGGGCGCCGCUAUCCAAGUUGGCAUGACCUGGACGAUACUUUCAGCCGGAUGGGCUGUAAGAGAGUUUGUCAGUAUAAGUCCUGGGUCCAAAAGUGCUGCAAAAACCACUACGGCCGAGACUGUCAAGUUUGUCCAGGUGGCCUGGAGGCCCCUUGUGGUAACCACGGUGACUGCGACGAUAAUAUGCGUGGUUCAGGAAAAUGUAGGUGCCAUGAAGGUUUCAUAGGAAUAGCCUGCGAACUGUGUGCUGUCAGGCACUACGGCCCCAACUGCACAGUCUGCAGCUGUGGGCGGCAGGGAAGGUGUGAUGAAGGCAUUGAAGGUUCUGGACAGUGUGUCUGUAACGCGGGCUGGAAGGGUGAUCAGUGCCAGAUCGAUAUAGGCUCGAUCCCAGAGGAGUGCCGGCAGUGCCACGCUCAGGCCGACUGUGUGCCAGAUGUUGGUUGUCAGUGUAAAUCUGGAUUUGAGGGGAACGGCACCUUCUGCAGUCCAGAGCCACCUCCAGACCUCUGCUCCGAGUACAACGGUGGCUGUCACCAAAACGCAGACUGUAACCAGACGGGGCUCCUCGUCAACUGCACCUGUCACAGCGAUUACCAAGGAGACGGCUACUCCUGCGAGCCCAUCAAUAGGUGUAUUGAAGAGCAGAAUGGUGGCUGCAGUGACUUUGCCUCCUGCAAGUUCACUGGUCCAAACGAGCGUCAGUGCGAGUGCCUGCCGGGCUACUUGGGUAAUGGUGUCCAGUGUCUGGAGAAGCUGGUGCCCCCUGUUGACCGUUGCCUGGAAGACAACGGAGGCUGCGACCCCGCGGCCAUCUGCAAGGACCUGCAUUACCACGCCAACACAGCUGGAGUGUUCCACCUGCGCUCUCCAGACGGGAGAUACAAGAUGAACUUCAGUCAGGCCGACACCGCCUGCCAGGCCGAGGGCGCCACACUGGCCAGCUUUAAACAGCUGGGAGAUGCACAGCAGCUGGGAAUGCAUCGGUGUGUGGCCGGCUGGAUCGAGGGGGGGAAGGUGGGAUACCCGACCCGCUUUCCCUCGGCAAACUGUGGAGACAACCACGUGGGCCUGGUUAUCUACAAAGAACCUGUGGACCAGAGCAGCAAAUACGACGCCUACUGCUACAGGCUCAAAGAUGUUUCGUGUGCGUGUCCCGCUGGUUACAUUGGAAAUGGAGACUUCUGUAACGGUGUCCUGACCAGCGUCCUUGCAACGUACAGCAACUUCUCCAUCUUUUACAAGUUGUUGUUGGACUAUAGUGGUCAGUCCUCAGAGGGCAAACAGCUCGUUGAAUUUAUGUCUCACAUGAAGUCUGAGGUCACACUGUUUGUUCCUCAUAACGCUGGCUUCGCCCCAAACCAGACUCUUUCUGGUAGAGAUCUUGAGUAUCACAUCUCAACCAAUCACAGCAGACGACCAUUCAAGGAUCUGAGACACCAGGAAGUCAUCAAAUCCAGGCUUGGGUUCAACCUGACUGUUACCCAUGGCAACAACGAGAGCUCUAAGAUGGUGAACCGGCGGCUGCUGUUGGUUUGGGACAUUCCUGCUGUGAACGGGAUCAUCCACGUCAUCGAGGCACCGCUGACAGCCCCCCCUGAACCGAUUCCCCAUCAUGCAACGCGAGGCCACGCCAGCUCAAGUGGCACAGUGUCAGCCAUCUUGGUGUCGGUGUUGCUGGCGUGUGUGUUGGCUGCACUCGGCUACUACGUCUUCAAACACAAGACGGACGCCUUCCGCUUCCACUACUUCAGAAAUGAGGAUGAAGACGGUGCGGCGGGCGGCAGGAUGAAACCCACGUUGGUCUCCAUCCCCAACCCUCUGUACAGCGGCUCUAGAGCCUUCAGCGAGCCAUUUGGGGACGCCGGUCAGGGGUUGGAGCCAUUAGAACCUGAAGAACCUCCAAAUAUUCUGGACCUGGACCAGUAGAACCACUAAAACUAGAGAUGUCUGUCUACAUACCACAAUAACCUGUUGGCUUUAAAAUGGUUCAUGUUCAUCUGUAUCCAAGUAAGAAAUAAAUCUGUAUCCAAAUAAGAAAAGUGGUCAGUUUACUUAA
This is a messenger RNA of Sebastes umbrosus (honeycomb rockfish), 8932 nucleotides long. It is a transcript of the gene stab1, whose product is annotated as stabilin 1. The transcript has 70 exons. Bases 1144 to 8802 code for a protein of 2552 amino acids. The record is from RefSeq and is a predicted model, not a curated record. Lineage: Eukaryota; Metazoa; Chordata; Actinopteri; Perciformes; Sebastidae. Gene Ontology annotation, biological process: cell adhesion. Gene Ontology annotation, molecular function: hyaluronic acid binding.